Messenger RNA from Propithecus coquereli (Coquerel's sifaka), 5218 nucleotides. It is a transcript of the gene UBE4B, whose product is annotated as ubiquitination factor E4B. Lineage: Eukaryota; Metazoa; Chordata; Mammalia; Primates; Indriidae. Gene Ontology annotation, cellular component: ubiquitin ligase complex; cytoplasm; nucleus. Bases 1 to 3927 code for a protein of 1308 amino acids. The record is from RefSeq and is a predicted model, not a curated record. The transcript has 28 exons. Gene Ontology annotation, molecular function: ubiquitin-ubiquitin ligase activity. Gene Ontology annotation, biological process: protein polyubiquitination.
AUGACCUAUGAGAAGCAGGAGAGCCCGUUUGUAUCCUGGGAGCCAGUCCUGUACUAUUCAGGAGGGAUGGCGGAAAGCAACACAGGAGUAGCCCAUCGAAGCCAGAGCAGUGAAGGAGUCAGUUCUCUCAGCAGCUCGCCCUCUAAUAGCCUUGAAACACAAUCUCAGUCUCUCUCACGUUCUCAGAGCAUGGAUAUCGAUAGCGUCUCUUGUGAAAAAAGCAUGUCCCAGGUGGAUGUGGAUUCCGGAAUUGAAAAUAUGGAGGUUGAUGAAAAUGAUCGAAGAGAAAAAAGGAGCCUCAGUGAUAAGGAACCUUCCUCAGGCCCUGAAGUGUCUGAAGAGCAGGCCUUACAGCUGGUCUGUAAAAUCUUCCGUGUCUCUUGGAAGGACCGAGACAGAGAUGUCAUCUUUCUUUCUUCUCUUUCUGCACAGUUUAAGCAGAACCCAAAAGAAGUGUUCUCUGAUUUUAAGGACUUGGUUGGCCAGAUAUUAAUGGAAGUGCUAAUGAUGUCCACUCAGACUAGAGAUGAAAACCCAUUUGCCAGUCUGACAGCCACAUCACAGCCAAUUGCAGCAGCAGCUCGGUCACCAGACAGAAAUCUCAUACUCAACACUGGCUCCAAUCCAGGAACAAGCCCCAUGUUCUGCAGUGUGGGUUCCUUUGGUGCCAGCUCUUUGUCUAGCCUCUAUGAAACUAGUCCUGCUCCGACCACCAGUUUCUGGAGCUCUGUCCCCAUGAUGAGCCCGUCUUUUGCCUCACCCUCCCGUGCAGCCAGCCAGAUGGCUGUGCCUUCCUCUUUCCUCAGUCCUCAGAGUGCAGCUUCUGGAACUGCUGCAGGAAGCCAGCCCUCGUCCCCGCGGUAUCGUCCCUAUACUCUCACUCACCCGUGGGGGUCCUCACCUUCUCCCACCCCACGGUCCUCAGGCAUCUCUGUUCUGUCCAGCUCCCCAAGCCUCCCUGCCCCCACCAGUAGCCCCCAAGCGGUGCCUGCCAGCAGUUCCAGACAGAGGCCCACCAACAUGGGGCCACCUUUCCCGCCCGCCUCACCCAGUGCCGUGAGCAGACGUCCCUCCUCCCUGAGGAUCUCUCCUAGUAUGUACGACAAUCCCUUCUCCUUCCUCUUCCUCGCACUUUCUGGGGACAGUAGUGAUGAAGAAGAUGAAGAAGAUGAUGAUGAUGAUGGUGAUGGUGAUGAUGAAGGUGGUGGUGGUGGUGAUGAUUUUUCUUGUGUCCAGUUUGGGUCCAGUUUGGGAGCCUCUGGCGGAGCAAGUAACUGGGAUUCUUACAGUGACCAUUUUACCAUUGAAACGUGCAAGGAGACAGAUAUGCUGAACUACCUCAUCGAGUGUUUUGACCGAGUUGGAAUAGAGGAGAAAAAAGCACCAAAGAUGUGCAGCCAGCCGGCAGUCAGCCAGCUUCUGAGCAACAUCCGCUCUCAGUGCAUAUCCCAUACUGCAUUAGUACUACAAGGCUCCCUAACGCAGCCGAGGUCCAUGCAGCAGCCGUCCUUCCUAGUGCCGUAUAUGCUGUGUAGGAAUCUCCCAUAUGGCUUCAUUCAAGAACUGGUGAGAACUACUCACCAGGAUGAAGAAGUGUUCAAGCAGAUCUUUAUCCCCAUUUUACAAGGCCUGGCUCUUGCUGCCAAAGAGUGCUCCCUUGAUAGUGACUACUUCAAAUACCCCCUCAUGGCACUGGGUGAGCUCUGUGAAACCAAGUUUGGGAAGACACACCCUGUAUGCAAUUUGGUUGCUUCUUUGCCAUUGUGGUUGCCGAAAUCCUUAAGCCCUGGCUCUGGGCGGGAGCUACAGAGACUCUCUUACUUGGGAGCUUUCUUUAGCUUCUCAGUCUUUGCAGAAGAUGAUGCUAAAGUGGUCGAAAAAUAUUUUUCAGGGCCUGCCAUUACCCUGGAAAACACUCGUGUUGUUAGCCAGUCACUACAGCAUUACUUAGAGCUUGGAAGGCAAGAGCUCUUUAAGAUUCUACAUAGUAUUUUGUUAAAUGGUGAAACCCGUGAGGCUGCUCUUGGCUACAUGGCAGCUGUCGUCAAUGCCAACGUGAAGAAAGCUCAGAUGCAGACAGAUGAUAGAUUGGUAUCUACAGAUGGAUUUAUGCUGAAUUUCCUUUGGGUACUACAGCAGUUAAGUACAAAAAUCAAGCUAGAAACGGUUGAUCCCACGUAUAUAUUUCACCCAAGAUGUCGGAUCACUCUUCCAAAUGAUGAGACGCGCGUGAAUGCGACGAUGGAGGAUGUGAACGACUGGCUGACUGAACUCUAUGGAGAUCAGCCUCCAUUUUCUGAGCCAAAAUUCCCUACGGAAUGCUUCUUUCUCACCCUGCACGCUCACCACCUCUCUAUUCUGCCUAGUUGCCGUCGCUAUAUCCGCAGACUCCGGGCCAUCCGGGAGCUUAAUAGAACUGUAGAAGAUUUGAAAAAUAAUGAAAGCCAAUGGAAAGAUUCCCCACUGGCAACUAGACACCGCGAGAUGCUGAAGCGCUGUAAAACUCAGCUUAAGAAACUGGUACGGUGCAAGGCCUGUGCUGACGCCGGCUUGCUUGACGAGAGCUUCCUGCGAAGAUGUCUGAAUUUUUAUGGCCUUCUCAUUCAGCUGUUACUCCGCAUCCUGGACCCCGCAUAUCCCGAUGUAACACUGCCUUUAAAUUCAGAUGUUCCCAAGGUAUUUGCAGCGUUGCCUGAGUUUUAUGUAGAAGAUGUUGCUGAAUUUUUAUUUUUUAUUGUACAAUACUCUCCUCAGGUGCUUUACGAGCCCUGUACUCAGGAUAUUGUGAUGUUCCUUGUUGUGAUGUUGUGCAACCAGAACUACAUCCGCAAUCCGUAUCUGGUGGCCAAACUGGUAGAAGUCAUGUUUAUGACCAACCCCGCUGUUCAGCCACGAACCCAGAAGUUUUUUGAAAUGAUUGAGAAUCAUCCUCUUGCCACCAAACUGUUGGUACCUUCGCUGAUGAAGUUUUAUACAGUCUGGGUAGAGGCUCAUUUUCUUUGGGAUGUGCAGUUAGUGGCAUUUUGCUUCAGGGAGAUAUGUGACCAUGUACGAUACAAUUGUUUUUUCAGUUCUGGGAAGCAGUUUGUUCGCUAUAUAAACAUGCUGAUAAAUGACACGACAUUUUUGCUCGACGAAAGUUUGGAGUCUCUGAAGCGGAUCCAUGAAGUGCAAGAAGAGAUGAAGAACAAAGAACAGUGGGACCAGCUGCCCCGGGAUCAGCAGCAGGCCCGCCAGUCCCAGCUUGCCCAGGACGAGCGUGUCUCCCGCUCUUAUCUGGCCCUGGCAACAGAAACCGUGGACAUGUUCCACAUCCUCACCAAGCAGGUCCAGAAGCCGUUCCUCAGGCCCGAACUUGGACCCCGAUUGGCUGCAAUGCUGAACUUUAAUCUUCAGCAACUCUGUGGCCCCAAGUGCCGUGACCUGAAAGUUGAAAACCCUGAGAAAUACGGCUUUGAACCAAAGAAGCUGUUGGACCAACUGACGGAUAUUUACUUGCAGCUGGACUGUGCUCGGUUUGCUAAAGCCAUUGCUGACGACCAGAGAUCCUACAGCAAGGAAUUGUUCGAAGAAGUUAUUUCAAAGAUGCGGAAGGCAGGGAUCAAGUCCACCAUAGCGAUAGAAAAGUUUAAACUUCUCGCCGAGAAGGUAGAGGAGAUAGUGGCGAAGAACGCACGCGCGGAAAUCGACUACAGCGACGCUCCGGAUGAGUUCAGAGACCCUCUGAUGGACACCCUGAUGACUGACCCGGUGCGGCUGCCCUCCGGGACCAUCAUGGACCGCUCCAUCAUUCUGCGCCACUUGCUCAACUCCCCCACGGACCCCUUCAACCGACAGACGCUGACGGAGAGCAUGCUGGAACCAGUGCCAGAACUAAAGGAACAAAUUCAGGCAUGGAUGAGAGAGAAACAGAACAGCGAUCAUUAAGCCGUCGCUUCGCCCACCCUCUGCUAGAAGCAGCCAGGGCCGGCGAGGCGCAGCAGCAGCAGCAGCGCUGAAGCCGCUGUGCAGAUGUUGGAGCCAAAUGUGGCAAAGUACCCCAGAGCCCACCCGAGUGACCAAACGCUAGAGAGCCGAAAGGACGCGAUGAGAAGAGGAGCCCGAUUCCUGUACAUAUAUUUAAGUGACAAACAUGGUCAAAAGCUUGAGGGACAAGCUUUAUGGUUGCUUGUGUAAUAAAGCACGUCCUUCAUCUGUCACCAUUUGGGGCUUUUGCAGCAGAAAUCUUUUAGUGACGGCCAGUGGGUCUGGGCAGCAUCCCUUCAUCUUUUUUUUUUUUUUAAUCCAGUAUCCGUUGAUUUGGUUGUGAUUAGAGAACUUUGGACAUUUUGCUGCUAAAGAAUCUUUCCCCUGUCUCCCUUCCUGACCCUACUUGCACUGCUGUGGAUUUUUUUAAAGAGAAGCAAAAACAAAAAUAAACUCUUUUCCCCAGCCCUCCAAACAUAUAUUCUGUGAGAUAACUGUGCCUGCUACAAAGUGUUAAUCCUGGGAUCGUAUUUUUAUAUCAUAUUCACAUAUUUGUUUUUUUAAUUGGUGUUAGAUGACAUAAUUAAUAAAAAAGGCAAGAUAUUUUCAGAAUUUGAAUUUCAGUUUUUUUUUUUCUUUUGAAAUGUCCCUUUUAAAUUUUUUUAUUCUAAACAAAGUGAAUGAAGCGAAUCCUGUUGCUCUGGUCCUUAUCAUAAGCCCUCUGUUAGGAAUCCAAGGGACAGGUGCAGCGAAGGAGGGGUUUAGGUGUAUCAGGACUGACAUGACUUAGGGUUUUUUGGGGAGAGAUGAGGGUUCGUGUUUUUAAUGCUAUGUGACAGUUUGAAACCUUUACAGUUAUCACAUAAGGGUAAAUAAAUUUCUCCACCCUUGAGUGUGUGAGUUUGAGGCAGGGUCAUUUGUACAAUGUGUCCUUUGGGGUUUGGCCUUACCAAAGCAAAAGGGUGCGAGCAACGUGGAAGUACGUCUGCUUGUUUAAACACACACAGACAGACACAGCCACACACGCACACACAAGCAUAAGACUUUUUGUAUUACUGCUCCCUACUUAACAUACUUGAAUUCUUGAAUUUCCCUUGGGGUAAAAAAGGAUUUGAAACCAUAAAGUGUUUUGAAGAAAUUAAGUCUACAAAAACAUUCUUUUUUCUUUUCCUUUUUUUCCCCCCUCCACAGACAAUGUCCUCUGUUCCAUCCCUAACGCAAACUACAAUAAAUGGUGAUACACAUUCAGAAG